CAGCUGGGGCGAGGGUAAGGCCCACAGAUGGGACUGGGGUGUCUGUUAGACUGGUGGGUCUGGGUAGAUCGGGGGUUCUGAGUAGCACAGAAGUAUCUGGAUCGGGAGGAUCAGACUGGCUGGAUGGGUGGAUGACUAGGUGGGCUCAGGGUGUCCGCAUAUUGGGAAUGUGUGGGUCCUGGAGACCUCUAGGGGAAGGGGCUGGCGGCUUCCCGGGGAAGCUGUAACAUGGGGAGGUGGCGCGGAGACUUCAGGGACACGAGGGAGUCAUUUUGCUCAGGCCUGAAGGGCCUGGCCACCAUCAUGGAGAAACAGAACGAUAGUAGCGGGGGGGGGGGACGGCGGAAAGUCCUCACACCAGCACUGGGAUCUCUGGGGCCGGGAGAGAGCAGAGAGGGGUGGGCGCAGCCUCCGUCUGCAGGCUGCCUUUCUCUCCAAGGCUUCACACCGACUGCAGUCAGUUCGGGAGCUGCCCUGGGGCCUCUUCCAAUAACAGCCUGAACAGGGCAGGAGAGGGCAGAUGCCCGGAUGCCAGCUCCCAGCAGCCCACACCAUGGGACAGUAGGGUGGAAAUGUCGUGCAGGGGCUGGGGUACGGCUGAGACCACCCAUCAGUGCCCCUUGUGCUGGGGAUGCUGGGAGAUGCCUGGGGAGGGGCUGUAUGGGGGUGAAUGGAGCCCUCACUGGCCAGGGAGGCUUGGAGGCUCCCAUGGAAAGAGGCUUAAGCGCUGAGACUCUGAGUCCCGGGUGACAGUAUAGAGCGUUAAGCUGAAUUCGCAGGGGUGACAGGGUUGCGACAGCAACGUGCGCUAAUCAUAGUGCCAACUUCAUCAAGCUGUGAAGAUUACAUGUAUGAACAAGCGCAAAGAGCUGAGAACAGUGUCUGGUGUGGGGUCAACAUUCAACCAGCACCUGCUCUUAUUACUAGUAUUAGUGAGAUCGUGGGGUGACAAAGCCUCAUGUGUUCGCUUUAGACUACAGGUGGUCCUUCUGCAGACCUGUGCUGGGAGCCACUAGGCUGUCCUGCUCACAUACACAUUGCAACUCUCCCCGCACCACCCCAAAUUUGAAGGGGGGCGGCCUUAAACGCCUUAGUAAUGUUCCCCAAAGCUACAGGCCCUUUUCCUGCCUGAAUGCUCAAAGAAAUGAAUGCUCAAAUUAAAACUAUCCCUCCAGGCCAGCUCUCCGACAUGCAAGAGGUGGCCCUGAGCCUGCUCGUCCUCCUGGCAGGCCUGCCUGCCUUGGAUGCCAACGACCCGGAAGAUAAAAACAGUCCUUUCUACUAUGACCGCUUCUCUCUACCUAACUCCACGUUAGAUCUCUGUCGCUUGCUGUGUAGAGACUGGAAAGUGAGUGCGGGGGCUGGAGGGCUGUCUGUUCUCUCCACUGCUGUAUCCCACAUCAGGGGUGCCUAAUGCAUAUCGUCAAGCGGUUGGGGGCUUGGAUGAGGAGGGCACGGGCUGGCACCGAGGGCCCCCUCUGGGUUUC
Molecule: messenger RNA, 1487 nt
Organism: Orcinus orca (killer whale)
Lineage: Eukaryota; Metazoa; Chordata; Mammalia; Artiodactyla; Delphinidae
Gene: FXYD3
Product: FXYD domain containing ion transport regulator 3
Exons: 5
Coding region: 1133-1414 (93 amino acids)
Biological process (GO): regulation of sodium ion transmembrane transporter activity
Cellular component (GO): membrane
Molecular function (GO): sodium channel regulator activity
Source: RefSeq, a predicted model, not a curated record